GCUAUGCAUGCGCAUAUGCUCCAUUAACUUACGCGAAAGUCGGAGAAGGAGCCGGAGGUGUGCCGAAAUGCAAAGGUCUGGCCUUAUUUUUCGGGCCUGUUUCAGAGCCCAGACUCUGUGCAGGGCGCCAAAAAUCAGUUCAGGGAGAGUUUUCUUUGCCAGGGCCAUACACACAUGCAGAGCAGCAUCAAGAUGGACUGGGAGAUCUUCCUCGUCAGCUUUCACGGGUCAGACUUGGUUAAGAAGGACGCCAGUCAGGCCAUUUUCUUCAGAAGAUUUGCCACAGCAUUAUAAAAUAACUCUUCCAGCCCUGUCGCCCACGAUGGAAACAGGUACAUUGGUCCGAUGGGAAAAGCAGCCUGGAGAUUCCCUGAGUGAAGGGGACCUACUGUGCGAGAUUGAGACUGACAAAGCCACCAUGGGUUUCGAGACCCCCGAGGAGGGCUACCUAGCACGGACCUUCGUGGAGGCAGGGGCCAAAGAUGUCCCCGUAGGAACGUUGCUGUGUAUUAUUGUUGAGAACGAAUCUGACAUUCCCGCCUUCAAAGAUUUUGAAGACAGUGGAGAGAUCAUCGGCUCAACUGCUGAAGAAGAGAAGCCUGCGCCGCCUCCACCUCCCCCCAAACCUGCUCCAGCCACGCCUCCUCCCCCAUCACCACCAUCCCCUCCACCAGCUGCCAAACCCGUGCCACCACCCGUCCCACCGAUGCCGAGCCCGGCCCCCGGCCAGCGGGUCUUCGCCAGCCCGUUGGCUAAGAGGUUGGCAGCUGAGAGGGGAAUAAACCUCAUGGAUGUGACUGGGACUGGACCAGGAGGCCGCGUCAGGAGAACAGACAUCGAGUCCUACACACCAUCAGCUGUGGCUGCUCCCACACUAGCUGCUAUGCCUGGGGCUGUGUACACAGACGUGCCCGUGGGCGAACUCAGACAGUUUAUUGCCAACAGGGUGACCCAGUCCAAGCAGAUGAUACCCCACUAUUUCUUGACGGUAGAAAUAAACAUCGAAGAACUUCUCAGGUUAAAGGAUGAUCUGAACCAGACCGUCGCAGCUGACGGCGUAGAGCUCACUGUGAACGACUUUGUGGUCAAGGCAACAGCUCUGGCUAGCCUGAAAGUCCCCGAGGCCAACUCGUCAUGGAUGGAAGACAGAAUCAGACAGUACCAUCAUGUGGAUGUCAAUGUCACUGUCCAAACAGACAAUGGAAUGAUGACACCGGUCAUCUUCAACGUCGACGGAAAGGGUAUUGGUGCCAUCAACAGAGAAGCGAGAGAGUUGGCAUCACGAGCCGUGGAAGGAACAUUGCAACCCCAGGAAUAUCAAGCUGGUACCAUCACAGUAUCCGAUCUCAGCAGCUUUGGCAUCAAGCAUUUUGCCACCAUUAUCAACCCCACCCAGUCCUGUGCAGUGGCAGUGGGCGCCCUGCAGAAUGUCAUGGUACCAGACGAGGACGCAGAAGAGGGGUACAGAGCGACAACCACCAUCAACGUCACCCUGAGCUGCGAUCACAGGGUGGUGGAUGGAGCAGUCGGGGCCCAGUGGCUGCAGAAAUUCAAGACGUUUUUAGAAAAACCACACACGAUGCUUCUCUGAGAUAGCGGUAUAUUAAAAUAUAACAAUUGGGAUUUUAGACAGUAUUUGAAUAGAGUUUUCCAUCAAGAAUAAAAAUAUCAUCAUAUCCUCCGGUGUGGAGUUGAUUUAUAUGAAAAGAAGUGAGAUUUAAAAAGAAAUCUCAGGCUUAUUGACAUGAUGUCUGAGCUGGCGAGGGUGUUGUGCACCUUUCCCACAGUCGCCAUGAGAGGGCGCUUGCCCUUUUUUUUACACCAGUGACAUUUGGAGCCUGGGUGUGAAAAGGGCAUUGCAUCUGCUCAAGCAAAUUUUGUUCAGCUGCCAAACUGGAAAUAUUGUUUAGCAAAUUUUGUGUCCCAAAAAGCUGAGAACCAGUCAUGGCAUCGUACAUAGUAUGGUAUUUGGUUGGUAACCUGUUAUUUUACCAUAAGCAAGCAUUUCCUGUGCUAAGCAGAUUUUUCUGUUCCUGUUCCUCACUCCAAAAUGUGACAAUAAGUCUUAGAUUGCAAAGAUGGAAUUGUGAUUGUUUGUGAAAUGCAUGAAGUAAUAAUUUGUGUUUACUGAUUAUAGGAUACAUUUUUGAAAGGAAAUAUUUAUUACUUUGAUGGACUACAGUGGAGGCUGUAAUUUUUCUGGUUUUUCUGGUAACAAGCUGCAUUCAAACAGUACAAAAUGUUGAAUUUUUAAACAAAUUUUGGCUUGACCCAACGUCUGACGUAGUGAUUCUGUGAUUGAGUAAAGCAAUUUGUAAUUUUGCACACUGCCGGAUGCAUUGUUUAAAAAACACUGAGUUUCAUCAAGAUUACUGUUUUUGAGUCAAUUCCAAACUUGAUUAAAAAAUGAGGAACGUAAUAAUUCAUUACUUGAAUCUUCACAAGAAUAUGUGGAUUAAAUCAGGGCUUUCUUGCCUGCUCAACUUCACUGUUAAAAAAACCCCCAAAAUCUGAAGGAGUCUCCAGUCUUUCCCAUUCUGAGGAGCCAACUUCUGAAUAAAGUUAUUUGUGCCAAAAGGUCAAGGGUCAUUUCCUGAAGCCACCAUUCUUUGACCCCCAUUAAAUUUUGGCUACAAGGGAAGUCAGGAAACCCAGUCAGUUUUGCAAUGUGGACAAUUUUGUUACUUUGUACCGUUUGAGGGCAACUUACAUUUUCGGGGCUCAUAUGAAGGACAUCACUCUAACAGAAGAGAACUGGACAAAUCACAUUACUUUGACAUUUGUUGUGCAUUUUAUUAUUUUUCCCUUUUUUUUUACUGUUCAUCGUAGGCAUCUCCACAAGCUUAUGCAAGAUUUAAUAAUUUCAUUUUUCCAAUUUUUAACCUGAUAUUGGUUUGCACAAUAGCUGUAGCAGACAGUGAUUGUACAUUAAACAGUGUUUCAACAAAUCCAAGAAACAAAUAUGUUCUAUCAGUGUUUGUCCAGCUGUGUUUGUUAUCGACCUUUCACUUCCGCAGUUCUGAGCGGAAGUUUUAGCCGUGGAACACUUCAGCUGUUAAUAUUAUAGCCUACUAGUUUAUCGAUGGCAAUCUGGACUCUGGAAACAAUGAUUUUGCUCAGCAUUAAUACCCUUUUUCCAUUUAAUGAUGGAUCUAUAUGGGUAAAAUGAAGUCAAUUUUUUUUUAAAAUUAUGCAGAGGGUAUUGAGUUACAGUGGCAGUUGGUGAGUUAACUCUAUGUGGCGCAAUGUCGCAGCAGCAUUGAACACAAACGGUUUUACACAAAACCGCUGAAAGCAUGUUAUUCUGUUCGAAGCUGUGAAAUUUUGUAAUUAAGGAUUUUUUGGAUUUAUUGGAUUUUUUUUUCAUACUGCAGGAUUUGAAUAAAGGGCAAGUUUUAUUUCAA
This is a messenger RNA of Acanthaster planci (crown-of-thorns starfish), 3404 nucleotides long. RefSeq names its product dihydrolipoamide S-acetyltransferase (gene dlat). The record is from RefSeq and is a predicted model, not a curated record. Gene Ontology annotation, biological process: pyruvate decarboxylation to acetyl-CoA. Gene Ontology annotation, molecular function: dihydrolipoyllysine-residue acetyltransferase activity. Lineage: Eukaryota; Metazoa; Echinodermata; Asteroidea; Valvatida; Acanthasteridae. Gene Ontology annotation, cellular component: pyruvate dehydrogenase complex.